AUGGAAUUUUUAAAAAGAGCUCGAGCAAUCCCAGUCCCAACUGCAGAUUGUAUCUUAUUAAUGGGAGACAAGCCAUGUACCAUUUUCACAAGUUUUAGCCCAAUCAGUAAAAAGAAGUUGUUAUCGGCCCUCCAGUUUAAAAACGGUGUCAAGCGUAGGGAGCAGUCAUAUGUGGUAGUUCCUAUUGUCAAAGAAGGGGGAAAAGCACCCCCAUUCCCUUCGCAGAUUCAAGAUGUGAUGGCUAAGUUUCAAGAUGUAAUGCCCGAGCAGUUACAUGCGGUCUUGCCGCCCCGACGUGGUAUAGAUCAUGAGAUCGAGCUAUUGCCAGGAACCAAACUUCCUGCAAGAGCCCCUUAUAGAAUGGCCCCACCAGAAUUGGCAGAAUUAAGGAAGCAGUUGGAUGAGUUAUUGGAAGCAGGAUUUAUUCGACCAGCGAAAGCUCCAUUUGGUGCUCCAGUCCUUUUUCAAAAGAAGCAAGAUGGUAGCUUGAGACUUUGUGUGGAUUAUCAGGCUCUUAAUAAAGUCAAAAUACGAAACAAGCAUCCCAUUCCCUUGAUUGCAGACUUCUUCGACCAGUUGGGGCAAGCUAAAUUUUUCACCAAGUUAGAUCUUCGAUCGGGAUAUCAUCAAGUUCGUAUCAAAGAAGGAGAUGAGCCGAAAACUACUUGUGUAACAUGGAAAUUGAACUUAGCAACCUUAUCAAGAAGCCAGGUAGACACGUCAUUGCGAAGACAAAUUCGAGAUAGCUUAAAGAAGGAUUCCCAAGCAGUAGCAUUGAUGAAAUUGGUAGAAGAGGGGAAGACCGAACAAUUUUGGUUAGACGAUGAUCUCUUGAUGACCCGAAGAAAUCAAGUGUAUGUCUCAAAGGUUGGAAAUUUGAGGAAACUUUUACUACAGGAAUAUCAUGAUACCUUGUGGGCUGGACAUCCAGGGUGGCAGCGCACAUUGGCUCUGUUGAAGCAGGGAUAUUACUGGCCUUAA
Molecule: messenger RNA, 981 nt
Organism: Hevea brasiliensis (rubber tree)
Lineage: Eukaryota; Viridiplantae; Streptophyta; Magnoliopsida; Malpighiales; Euphorbiaceae
Exons: 2
Coding region: 1-981 (326 amino acids)
Source: RefSeq, a predicted model, not a curated record